AUGGUGUUGGUGAGGUGGAGAGGAAAUGGAAGCAAAUUACGUGUUGAGCAGAAGUGCAGAUGGCUUGCUGAUGUUGUGUCGCAAAACCUGGACGGAGGAAGUACCGAGAUGGGCGGGUGGAAAUUGAUGAUUCUAUUGGAGAUGAGCUGCUGUAAAUCGCAGUUUGGGCAGCAUGGAAGUUGGAUUGGCGGAAUGAUGAGGAAGGGGAAUCAGACAGAGACGGUGCUUGCAGAAUCGGAAGGCGGAAGGAGAUGUUCAGUAGGAACGAUUGCUGGGUUGAUGAAAGGGGUGUUGCGAAGCGAUGCAGUUUGCGAAAAUUGGGAUGGAAGGGUGUUAACAAUGGAGGAAGGAUGGAAAUUGGUGGAUACGGUGAAGAAGAACAAGGGAAGCUUGCAGAAUGGUUUGUGA
This is a messenger RNA of Vicia faba (fava bean), 408 nucleotides long. Lineage: Eukaryota; Viridiplantae; Streptophyta; Magnoliopsida; Fabales; Fabaceae. The record is from the annotation of a GenBank genome assembly.